This is a messenger RNA of Magallana angulata, 2143 nucleotides long. Its product is annotated as ankyrin repeat domain-containing protein 29-like. Gene Ontology annotation, cellular component: nucleus. Gene Ontology annotation, molecular function: protein binding; transcription cis-regulatory region binding. The transcript has a single exon. The record is from RefSeq and is a predicted model, not a curated record. Gene Ontology annotation, biological process: positive regulation of transcription by RNA polymerase II. The coding region runs from base 167 to 1363 and encodes 398 amino acids. NCBI's taxonomy places the organism in Eukaryota, Metazoa, Mollusca, Bivalvia, Ostreida, Ostreidae.
UGACAUAGAGGGAAGAACGCCUUUAUACUGGGCAUCUCAAAAUGGAUUCCAUGACAUUGCUGAAUAUCUUAUUAGUAAACAAGCAAGUGUUGAUCAGUGUGACACGAAAGAAAAGACUCCUCUAUAUUGUGCAUCGAAACGACGAUAUUUUAGUAUUGCCGAACUCAUGCUGAAUAAAGGUGCUGACGUAAACAAAGCAACACACCAUAACAAAACGCCGCUAUUUAGAGCAGCGAAGAGGGGAUAUUUUGAAAUUUGCAAAAUGUUAAUAGAGAAAGGAGCAAAUGUGAAUAAGACCGAUAGGGAAGGGAGUGCGCCUUUAUAUUGGGCAGCUAAAAGGGGGCAUAUUGAUAUCGUAAAUUUAUUAUUAGAAAAAGAAGCAUCGACAAACAACAAAAAUGAUAAAGGGAAAACAGCUUUGCAUUGUGUAGCACAAUCAGGUAGGGUUGACAUAGCAAAGAGUCUAAUAAAAAAAGGGGCCGAUGUGCAUACAGAAGAUCUCCGCAAACGAAGUCCUUUAUACUGCGCUUCUAAGCGUGGUCAUGUUUCAAUGGUAAAAUUUCUUAUCGAGUGUGGUUCAGAUUGCAAUAAAAGAACAAUAACAUCAAAAUCAGCGGUAUUGUGCGCAUCUAAGAGAAGUCAUAAACAUGUACUUCAAGCACUUUUGAGUAAAGAAGCAGGCGUAAAUCUUGCUGAUGACAAUGGUGCAUCACCUCUUCAUUUUGCUGCACAACGUGGUCAUCUAGAAAUAGUCCAAAUCCUUCUUGACGCUGGAGCAGACGUAAACUGCUCCUGUAAAAAAAAAGAAACUGCUUUGUUUCGGGCAUCGCAAUCUGGUGAAUAUUCAAUUGUUAAAAAUCUAUUAGAUUACGAAGCAAAUGUUGAUCAAACAGACGAGAGUGGUAAUACAGCGCUAAUUUGUGCUGCCAAGGGUGGUUAUUUGAAAAUUGUAAAAUUACUGGUUGAAAAAAGAGCAGAUGUUAAUAUUAAAAACACAGAUCAUCAAACACCAUUGAUUUUUGCAUCCAAAGGAAAUCAUUUGGAAGUUGUUGAAUAUCUUAUUAAACAAAAAGCUGAUGUCAAUGUCCAAGACAGAUAUAGUCAAACAGCACUUCUCUGGGCAACUGAAAAAGGAUAUUUUGAUUUAGUGAAAAUGCUAUGUGAAAAUAGAUGCAACGUCAACGAUUCUAAUGAUACAGGACAAACGCCAAUUUUUCUCGCCGCUAAAUUCGGUCACAUUGAAAUCGUGAAGUAUUUAUUAGAAAGGGGAGCUGACAAACGCAUAAUUGACAAAUAUCAAAAUUGUCCACGUGUAAUUGCUCAUAAAAUGGGUUACAUGGAUAUUUAUGAUAUUUUAAUAUAACAGCACAGUCAGCACUAAUUUUCUUGGUACGUGUAUAUACAAGAUUUACGUGACAUGAAUAUGAUGAUAUUUGUGGCUAUAUGAGUAUUAUCAUGAUUCCUCAAUGUUGUAAUAUUAAUGUGCAAUUGUUGCCUUAAUGAAGUUAUCAAUGAGAUAGGUAACAUUAAUAUCAUGAUAUUUAUACAAAUGUAUGUCAAACAGACAGAUCAUACUCAGCUUGUUGUUUUAUAUAGUUAUUUUAUGCAUAUCUUUUCCUAUGCAAUUUUCAUAUGUAUGAAGUUAUCAAUGAGAUAGGUAACAUUAAUAUCAUGAUAUUUAUACAAAUGUAUGUCAAACAGACAGAUCAUACUCAGCUUGUUAUUUUAUAUAGUUAUUUUAUGCAUAUCUUUUCCUAUGCAAUUUUCAUGAUAUCUUAAUGAAAUGCAAUGAUAUUUGUGUGCUAUGCUAUGAAAGUUGAAAUGAAAGGCUUAUGAUAUACUAAGCCAUGAGAUUUGAACAAAAAUACAUUCGCAUACAGAAGAGUUCUACACAUCUCAAAACUAAAUAAUAAAAGUAAUCCCAAUGUAUACAUGUACCACUAAUACUCAAUGUAAACCUUUAUUCUUUGAAAUAAAAUAAUUCAAAAACGAGUUGUAUACGAUGCUACGGUAUGCUAUAGUAUGCUUUGGAAUGCUAUAACGAAAGAGAAUCUAAUGAAAUACUAUGAAAUACAUUUACUGUGGUAUGAGAUUUCAGUGCUAUCGAAUGAGAUUUAAACGCUAUGCAAUGGUGACUGUAUGA